Messenger RNA from Polyodon spathula (Mississippi paddlefish), 1089 nucleotides. Its product is annotated as rRNA-processing protein FCF1 homolog. NCBI's taxonomy places the organism in Eukaryota, Metazoa, Chordata, Actinopteri, Acipenseriformes, Polyodontidae. The transcript is spliced from 8 exons. Bases 73 to 672 code for a protein of 199 amino acids. The record is from RefSeq and is a predicted model, not a curated record. Gene Ontology annotation, cellular component: nucleolus; small-subunit processome.
GCUUGAUGACGUUCCACACCAGGGUAGCAACACGAGGGCGAAUAGCUUGUGUAGAGAGCGCAGAAAUCUGAUAUGAUGGGAAAACAAAAGAAAACGAAGAAAUAUGCUACGAUGAAGCGGAUGAUUAGCCUGAGGGAUCAGAGAAUAAAUGAAAAGGACAGAGCCAAAACCCGAAAGAAAAUAAAGGAAGACACUUCUGCAAUAAAAGAAAGAGAAGUUACCAAGUACCCCUCCUGCCUCUUCUUCCAGUAUAACACGCAGCUGGGGCCCCCUUACCACAUCCUGGUUGAUACUAACUUCAUCAACUUUUCCAUUAAAGCAAAACUCGAUAUUGUGCAAUCCAUGAUGGACUGUCUGUAUGCUAAAUGCAUUCCAUGUAUCACAGACUGUGUAAUGGCUGAGAUUGAGAAACUGGGAAAGAAAUACAGAGUUGCACUCAGGAUAGCCAAAGAUCCACGGUUUGAGCGCUUGCCGUGCACGCACAAAGGGACGUAUGCUGACGACUGCUUAGUCCAAAGGGUCACACAGCACAAGUGUUACAUCAUAGCCACGGUGGACAGAGAUUUAAAAAGAAGAAUUCGCAAAAUCCCAGGCGUCCCUAUUAUGUACAUCUCUAACCACAGGUAUAAUAUUGAAAGAAUGCCAGAUGAUUACGGUGCUCCAAGAUUCUAACUGACAUUGCAGGUUGAUUUUUCACCACAGCCAAAAUCUUUAUCACGCUUUCCCCCAGAAUAAGGUGAAGAAUGGCAGAAUUAUCUUCUAUCUUCUAGACAGAACUUUAUGUAUGGUAUUUACAGUACGAAGAAAGAACAUCAUUUAGGACUCGCUUUGUGUCCACAUUGCCAGCAAUGUGUGUCUUAAGCUUUGCUGGAAUCUUGCUGAAGUCUUGAAUAUUUAGAGUGAAAAGUCAUAUAAGUUGCUACUUUGCGACUACCUUGUCUUGAAAGUUACUUUACAUUAUCUGCGGAACCAGUGAUCACCUGCUUUUGGACAUUUACAGUAGUGUUUAGCAUUGCAUUAAAAUUGUAUUAAAACAUGUUUUGUAAUAACAAAGGGUUUCUGUUUGAAAUAAAGAAAGUAAGAACUAUU